Glossina fuscipes is the source of this 1250-nucleotide messenger RNA. Its product is annotated as cold shock domain-containing protein CG9705. Gene Ontology annotation, molecular function: mRNA 3'-UTR binding. Lineage: Eukaryota; Metazoa; Arthropoda; Insecta; Diptera; Glossinidae. Gene Ontology annotation, biological process: regulation of mRNA stability. Gene Ontology annotation, cellular component: cytoplasm. The record is from RefSeq and is a predicted model, not a curated record. Bases 266 to 688 code for a protein of 140 amino acids. The transcript is spliced from 3 exons.
ACUGAAAAAUCAUUUUAGUUGAUUUUGUUGUGUACAAAAAAAUAGUUGAUUAAAUAAUUUGCCACAUUAUAGGAAAUUUGCGGUAGUUCUUAAUUAGCUUCUAGUGUUAAACGUAUGAUAAUUCGAAGUAAAAUACAGUGCAGCUCCCUUUGCGGAAUAUAAGCGAAUUUAAAGAAUUAGAGUUAUACUCACCACUUUGAAAAACCUAACGAGUUUCAAUCUGCUGAAAUUUAUUAAAUCCAACAACUUGAAAAUACUUACAUAAAUGUCUCAGGCUGCCGAAACAAUGGAAAAGCUUACACCCGGAAAGCCACCAGUACCAAUUUGUCGCCGCAGUACUAGCAAUAGUCCCAAUUCUUCCGCUCUGCAAUUGCCGAGCCCUAUUAUAACAAGACGCACUAGAACUGCCUCAACUUCUGCUCGUGCUUUGGAAAAUCCGAUUGUUACCGGUAUUGUGAAAUCCUUUAGUCGUACUAAAGGCCAUGGUUUCAUAACUCCAACUGCCGGCGGCGAGGAUCUAUUUUGCCACAUAUCCGACAUCGAGGGCGAGUAUGUUCCGAUGCCAGGAGAUGAGGUCAAGUACCGCCUCUGCGCUAUACCACCCAAAAAUGAAAAAUUUCAGGCUGUGCAUGUUAAGAUCAUUAAUUUUUCGCCAGAGGUCCAUCGUAGAUGGGAAGAUUCUUACUAACGUAGAAGAUCAAAGUACCAACGAAAAAACUACGACAAACCGUCACAAAUGCCUGCCGCGUUAUAAAAUGAAACAAAACAAUACAUAAUAGCACAAAAGUGAAAAAGCCUCAUUUUGUCGGCACUAUUAGUAUUACAAUAGGGUCAGAGAGUUUUUUUUUAUUAUUCUUAAAAAACAAAAAAAAUGAAAAAGAAAUUUAAGGAACAAGCAACGCUAAACAUAAAAAAAGUUAAAAUAGGUGUAAAGAUUUAAUGCUUACAAAUUGAAUUGGAUACAAAUACAUAUUUAAAUAUAUGCGCAAUCAAGCCUGCAAAUCAUUAAAUUAACAGAAUAGGGCGUCCUAUAGCCGAUGAUAACAUGCAGUGAACCAACAUAAAAGUAAUGUUCUGCACAAUUUUGGCCAAGGUGUACAAUAUAUAUAGCGUUUAGAUUAAAAAUUUUCGGGACAAUAUAUGUACACAACGCCUGCAUUGUACACAAAAUUCAAAACCUGUUUGAUAUCAACAAAGAGUUCUUGAUUGUUCCGCUAACAUAUGCACGAUACAGUAACAGCGCGAUCAGG